AUGUCAUUGAUCCACGCCUCAAUUGAUUUCCAACCAAUACUUACUAAGGGUAAAGCAGUUUACCCCGAGGAAGAAAAAAAUGAUAACAAUUCCAAUCAAGUCAUCCCUUCUCCACCAUUGUCACCAAGCAAAACACCUACCAGUAUCGACAAUUCUUCCAUAUGCGAAACCCCUCAACCAUCAAUUACCACAUGUGUCAAACCCCAAACCCCAACUCCACAAAAGGACAAUGAUUUGAAACCACCGCAAUCCAGUUAUCCAAUGGCCAGUUUAAAAGACUUUUCCUUCAAAGUUAAUGCCUGGGAAAAAAUCCACGACUCAAACUACCUCAGCAAUUGCUCAUCUUUUCUUAACCAAUAUUACAUACUAAGCAGCAGGAAAGAGCUUGUGGCACCAAGAAGAGAAAUAAGGAAAAACAUCCCUGCCACUUCAAAUACCUCGAGCAAAAGAAAAUGUUAUCGUGAAUAUACUAGUGACUCGUUUUCGGACUCUGGCAAUGGUUAUGAAAGAGUUCGUACCAGAAGAAUUACCAAAGAACGAAACGGCAAUGGGUCUGCCAAUGAAGCCUCAAUUGCCAACAACAGUGAUAUUGAUGCCAUCAAUUCUCCUCCUCCAAAAAAGAGAAAAGUUAGAGAUCCUUCUACUCCGAAACCAAGCUUUGUUGAUUGGAAAUCAAUUCCUGAUUAUUCUCCAAAUAUUUCUACUUUGCCAGCAAAUAAUACCAGAUGUUUAUCUACCGAGUGGAAGGGUCAACCAAUGAAUUUAUCCGACGACCCAUUGGUUGAUAAAUUACACCCAGCCGAAGUGACAUUGGCUUCGAUUUUAAGAUUACCAUGCAACGUUUAUUUGGAUUCCAAAAGACGGUUGUUUGUGGAGAAAGUGACGAGAUUGAAGAAACAUUUGCCAUUUAGAAGAACUGAUGCCCAAAAAGCUUGCAGAAUCGAUGUCAACAAAGCUAGUAGGCUAUUUGCUGCUUUUGAGAAAGCCGGAUGGUUGAAUGAUCAUCAUUUCAAGAAGUUUACUUAG
Molecule: messenger RNA, 1026 nt
Organism: Saccharomycopsis crataegensis
Lineage: Eukaryota; Fungi; Ascomycota; Saccharomycetes; Ascoideales; Saccharomycopsidaceae
Exons: 1
Coding region: 1-1026 (341 amino acids)
Biological process (GO): chromatin remodeling; regulation of transcription by RNA polymerase II
Cellular component (GO): nucleus; Rpd3L-Expanded complex
Molecular function (GO): transcription coactivator activity; chromatin binding; protein binding
Source: RefSeq, a predicted model, not a curated record